Molecule: messenger RNA, 1694 nt
Organism: Cataglyphis hispanica
Lineage: Eukaryota; Metazoa; Arthropoda; Insecta; Hymenoptera; Formicidae
Exons: 3
Coding region: 375-785 (136 amino acids)
Source: RefSeq, a predicted model, not a curated record
CAAGCGCCUGCGUAAUGUCAACCACGCGUGCAAGUAUAUAGAGGGUGACUGCUCACCGCGAGCGUCACAUUGCAUCCCCGAACGUAUGUUCAUCAAGCUUUACUGAAGUUCGGAAUACUUGAGUGGCGGUCGGUGCACCCCAGAUCCAGGCCAACAGAUCAGCGCCUUCUUGAAGACACCGGGCUUCCUGCUUGAUAUCGAGGAUCGAUCGAGAUCCGAAGCAAUUCCGGAGACGAUAUCUUCGUCGAAAAGACGCCGGCGGGAACCGGAUAUCCGAAAGAUUCUUUUUUCGAAAACAUUUCUCGCAUGUCGUAAGUCGAGGUGCGGUAAGAACGUACAUCCGGCGACAGGAUCUAGGAUCACGCGCGAUUAAUAUGGGCAUCAGCUUCCUUCCGUUGAUCGUGCUAGCUAUAGUACCGAUUAUCACCGGUAAUUUUGGACAGCGUGUCAUGGGGAAGAGGAAUUCCGUGGGCAACGAUAUUGCUAAUGUCGAUUAUCCCGAUUACUCUGCCAAAUACGACGAUUAUCCGGUAAUAGUGCCAAAGAGGGCGGCGCUAUUGUUUGAUCAAUUGAUGGUAGCUCUACAAAAGGUCGUCGAUAAUCAGGGAAAAGGUGCGAUUGGAAGUAGAGGCGUAAGCAAAUCGUCAGCUCCACGUUUUAUAGCUAAUUCGGAAAUUCCUGGGACGGAUGACCAAACGAUGGAUUUACAACGACGCGGACAAGCCAAAGGUCAAGUUUAUUGGCGUUGUUAUUUCAAUGCUGUUACGUGCUUCAAGAGGAAGUGAUAAUGACCACGCCGCCGUCAAUUCUCCUCAAUCCCGAAGACCGAAAGAAAGUGCGCCAUUUCGUAUCAUUUUCUCGACUUAAUUGCAGUAACACGACAACGAGAUUGUAGCAGUGCUUUCCCCGGCUAGAGUGUCAAGUAAUUAAGUGAAGAUCAAGAACAUACAGUAACACAGAUUCGCGAAGUUACUCGUAUUUGUCGAAUGUUGAGUCAACGAUUCUCUUCUUCCGGCGCGCCAAACAAAUAUCUUUGUCCUUCUUCUCUCAGCGACUAUCACCGUCCUGUCUCCUCUAUUGCGGAUCACACAAGCGACACACGUAGAGAAAGAAUUACCUAUAUAUAUUUACUUUUUCUUUAUUAGCUUAUAAAGUAAAUGAAUGAAGGCCUAUUCCUAUUAAAUGACUUCUUCAAGCAUACCAAUUAAAAUGAAAUAGUUGGAUAUAAACCUAAAUCUUAUAAAGGUUUUCUUAGUUUCUGCUUUGUGCAAAUCGAUUACUCUUUUUGGGUGUUAUCCUUACUUUCUAUGUCCUACUAUUUUCUGUCUUUAAUGUUACUUGAUGAGCUUUAUUAAGGAAAAAAAAAAUAUACAAUUUUCAUAACGUUUUAUUGCUGAUAUAAAACGGAUGCUUUAUUUUGUAAACUUUAAAGAUUGAAACAUAUAAAUUUUCGCAUGGAUACUUUUUUUUUCUACGAUUGUGUAUCGCUAUGAAAUUGAAACGCAAUGAGGAACAUUAUUCACCCUAUGCCGGAAAAAUAAAAAUAUAGAACAAAAAACAUCAUUACUAACAUAAAUUCCAUAAAAAUUAAAUGCUGCAAGAAUACUCAGAAUAUAAUAUUAAUAAUAUUAUAAUAUAUUAAUUCCUUCUCUUCUUUAAUACUGUUAUAUAGUUGUCUCUCUGAAUCUUUUUAU